Molecule: messenger RNA, 159 nt
Organism: Acaulospora colombiana
Lineage: Eukaryota; Fungi; Glomeromycota; Glomeromycetes; Diversisporales; Acaulosporaceae
Source: the annotation of a GenBank genome assembly
AUGAACGCUGCUGCAAACGCUGCCGAAAAGUUGAUGAGGAAAGGCGAGACGGGUGCUGACAUUGUCACAGACGUCGCGAACCCAGCCAGCAACCCAGAAAAGUAUGCUGAUCCAAGUGGCGAGAAAAUGCAAGCCCUUGCAUGGAUUGGUGCCAACGAC